GGACGGAACUGGCGGGAAAUUCAAAAAUGUGAAAAAAGUGACAUUCACUAAAUACACUAAAAUCACAUACCCGAAAAUGCCAGGACAGUACAAAUCCCCCAAAUGUCAGGACAGUACAGAUAUCCCCCAAAUGUCAGGACAGUACAGAUAUCCCCAAAUGUCAGGACAGUACAGAUAUCCCCAAAUGUCAGGACAGUACAAAUCCCCCAAAUGUCAGGACAGUACAGAUAUCCCCAAAUGUCAGGACAGUACAAAUCCCCCAAAUGUCAGGACAGUACAAAUCCCCCCAAAUGUCAGGACAGUACAAAUCCCCCCAAAUGUCAGGACAGGACAGAUACCCCUCAAAUGUCAGGACUGUACAAAUCCCCCAAAAAUGUCAGGACGGUACAGAUAUCCCCCAAAUGUCAGGACAGUACAAAUCCCCCAAAUGUCA
Molecule: messenger RNA, 433 nt
Organism: Staurois parvus
Lineage: Eukaryota; Metazoa; Chordata; Amphibia; Anura; Ranidae
Source: the annotation of a GenBank genome assembly